GCACUCGAGCUCUCAGGGAGCGCGCCUCUGUAACGAAGCACGGCACAAGGGAAAAAAUAACCUAAACGAGUCUGUUUAUAGCCUAACCUUCGAUAAACCGGUUAGCAAACAGAGGUAACCAAUUUUAUGACUAUGGAAGUGUUCAUUAUUGAGGUAAUCGUUUCAAAUAAGACAGUAUUUUGAUCUGUGUGUUCACAUUUGACAAGUGACUGUACCGACCGUGCCUCCCGGUGUCGGCUCUGUCCCAGGUGCUGAAAGCGCUGGUGGUGCGUUUCCGUAGCAACCAACGACCAAGUUUAGGCUACACAGCCAACACCGAUUUCUUAUGACAACAGGAAACGCCGAGUGGUGGAGGAAAGGAGCCCAGUGCGGUGAAUGUUAAGCAACUCUCCGCCACAGACCGAGGUGUGGAUCCCGUUAACGCGAAUAAAUGGGAUAUUCGGUUGGCCGGGCAGGAUGUAAAACAUCUUUUGAAGGAUGGGGAAACAAAGCUUCUCUGCGGCGACACUGCCACUGCUCGUUCUGGGUUGGCUCACGGUAUCCGUUACCGCUGGUGACUCAACUCUGUCGGCUCCUGUCAAUGUGACGAUCAGGGAGCUGGAGGCGAACACAGCCAUAGUCACAUGGGAGAUACUGGAGGGAGAUCCCGUCAUCGGAUUCGCCGUCACACAACAGAAGAAGGAUGUGCGCAUGCUGCGGUACAUCCAGGAAGUAAACACGACCACGCGCUCCUGUGCAUUAUGGGACUUGGAGGAGGACACGGAGUACAUUGUCCAUGUCCAGAGCAUCAGCAUGGGAGGCAGCAGUCCUCCCAGUGACCCGGUCAGCUUCAGAACUCCCAGAAAGUCUGAGAAAAUGGCCUCCACAGGCCCAGACGAGGUGAAUAGGGAGGAGAUGGAACAGGCAGUGCAGCUCAGAGUUGGAGAGCUCAUCAUCAUCGUAGUGGUGCUCGUCAUGUGGGCAGGUGUGAUCCUCCUGUUCUGUCGUCAGUAUGACAUCAUCAAAGACAACGAGCCCAACAACAACAAGGACAAAGCCAAGACCUCGUCAGAGUGCAGUACACCAGAACACCCACAGGGGGGGCUACUGCGCAGCAACGUCUGAAAACAGCCCCCACUGGCCACUCACCUAUAUGGCAAUAACCUCCAAUCCUAUUCCUCAGGACAGGUGAGGCUACACAGCCAACCAGAACCGUCAUACCUGAGGCUGCAUCCUGAUUCUUCAUACUUCUCCUGAAGUGUGCGUGUCCUUGUAUCUACAACAUGACGAUCACCACUACGAUGAUGAUGAGCUCUCCAGCUCCGAGCUAAGACCCCUGACAACCAUCUCCUCCACAAAUCAGCACCUCAGACUACAGCACAGCACCGCACCAGGAACCCAGCCCAGCUAAUCCCAGCAGCACAGCCCCGCACCAGGAACCCAGCCCAGCCAAUCCCAGCAGCACAGCCCCGCACCAGGAACCCAGACCAGCCAAUCUCAGCAGCACAGCACCGCACCAGGAACCCAGCCCAGCCAAUCCCAGCAGCACGGCAGCACAGGCCACGAUGGACCACAACCACCUACCACCCAGAGUGGGGAGACUGAAGAGGUGUAGGGUGAAGCUGCCCCAAGACGCUGAUCUUGGGUCAGUGUCUAGGGUUGUGCCUUUCAGAUUAUAAUACACAAGGUUAAAUGGACACGGGAGGCCUGAUCAUAGAUCAGCACUCCCACUCUGAGACGCUUUAUGAACAGAGAGGAAUUGAUAGGUGUGGUCGAAAGUUCCAGCUAGACUAUCAGAGGGCAAGGUAAAGUUAUUGUCAUAUUGCUUAAACCUAUCAAAUCAUUUCAGAUCGCAACAGAUGUCUAGAGGGAAGGGGCUAGUGACAAGGACAAGGAGCCUCUGUCUCCCCCUCCCUCUCUCCAGAUUACUGUCUCUACACCCUCUAUCUCCCUCUCUCCAGAUCACUGUCUCUACACUCUCUGUCUCCCUCCCUCA
Messenger RNA from Oncorhynchus kisutch (coho salmon), 1975 nucleotides. It is a transcript of the gene fndc5b, whose product is annotated as fibronectin type III domain containing 5b. Gene Ontology annotation, cellular component: extracellular region; plasma membrane. The record is from RefSeq and is a predicted model, not a curated record. Gene Ontology annotation, molecular function: protein binding. The transcript is spliced from 5 exons. Bases 478 to 1104 code for a protein of 208 amino acids. Lineage: Eukaryota; Metazoa; Chordata; Actinopteri; Salmoniformes; Salmonidae.